CCAGUCGGCGUUGACUCUGCGCAGGAGGAAGAUCACAUCUCCAGCCUUUAGGUUCAGCUCCAAGCGCCCAUUACCAUUAAAGUCGAACACCGCCUAAACACACAUACACACACGUGUUAUACACCCCUAAUACAUAUAUACAAUAUACACACUUACUUACAUACACCCUUAUACUUAACGGACAAAACUCAAGCAAACAGCAGAGUGAGGACGCACAAGUUGCCGAGAUGGCGAUGCACGACUUACUGAAAGCUGAUGACAUCAAGAAGGCCCUGGAUGCAUUUAAAGCUGCUGAUUCCUUCGACCACAAGAAGUUCUUUGAGCUGGUUGGACUGAAGGCCAUGUCUGCAGAGAACGUUAAAAAGGUCUUUAAAGUGCUGGAUGUUGAUGCCAGUGGCUUCAUUGAGGAGGAGGAGCUCAAGUUUGUGCUGAAGGGAUUCUCUAAAGAUGGUAGAGAUCUGACAGAUAAGGAGACCAAAGCCUUUCUCGCUGCCGCAGAUAAGGAUGGAGAUGGCAAGAUUGGCAUAGAUGAAUUCGAGGCAAUUGUGCACCAGUAAACAGAACAGACCUGGCAACCCAGCCGCAGCCUCUUAUCUCCUCUGUCAGCCAUUCACACCUAUUUAUUUGCAUCUUUUUAUACACAUACUAAGAAUACACGAACUGCUUCUGUUUAUCUUUUCCUUAUAUUCCUCUUUUCAGUUUCUCUCUCUCUAUCUCUAUCUCUCUACUUCUUCCUCUAUUCAGCAUCACAUCACUCAUCACUUCUUUAGUCUUUCUUCCUGCCCGCUACUGCUCCUUAUUCCCUGGUAAACAAUGAAAAAGACGAACAGAAAGUUAAGCUGUAAAAGUAAGAAAAACUCUGAGAAACUGAGAAAGAAAUAAAGUGAUUAUUGAAACCUGCGACAUCUUUAGAUGUACUAUUCAGUGGAA
Trichomycterus rosablanca is the source of this 930-nucleotide messenger RNA. RefSeq names its product parvalbumin 7 (gene pvalb7). The record is from RefSeq and is a predicted model, not a curated record. Gene Ontology annotation, cellular component: cytoplasm. The transcript has 5 exons. Gene Ontology annotation, molecular function: calcium ion binding. Lineage: Eukaryota; Metazoa; Chordata; Actinopteri; Siluriformes; Trichomycteridae. The coding region runs from base 228 to 557 and encodes 109 amino acids.